Messenger RNA from Limulus polyphemus (Atlantic horseshoe crab), 304 nucleotides. RefSeq names its product hemicentin-1-like. The annotation marks the transcript as partial. Lineage: Eukaryota; Metazoa; Arthropoda; Merostomata; Xiphosura; Limulidae. The record is from RefSeq and is a predicted model, not a curated record. The transcript is spliced from 2 exons.
AUGUUGUCUAGAGUUGUUCUUUAUUUCAUUUCAGCUACUUGGCUCCGAACGUUAGUCCCACUACUCACCCCCGUCUACUGGACAACAGCUUAUGAAAUUGGCCAGGCUGUUAAUGGCUUCAGCCUCACCGAUGGUUUUUUCCGUAAAGAGACUCAGGUUUCUUUUGCUACUGGGGAAGUGUUACAUAUGACACAUGUAGCAAGAGGAUUGGAUGCUGAAGGUGUGUUACUGAUAGAUGUUGUCAUCAAUGGAGAAGUGCCAGUGUUUGCUCCUGACACUCAAGUAGAGAUUGAUCCUUAUGAAG